This is a messenger RNA of Aphidius gifuensis, 3467 nucleotides long. RefSeq names its product cyclin-dependent kinase 14 (gene Eip63E). Gene Ontology annotation, molecular function: cyclin binding; ATP binding; cyclin-dependent protein serine/threonine kinase activity. The transcript has 7 exons. The record is from RefSeq and is a predicted model, not a curated record. Bases 950 to 2476 code for a protein of 508 amino acids. Gene Ontology annotation, cellular component: nucleus; cytosol; cytoplasm. Gene Ontology annotation, biological process: protein phosphorylation. Lineage: Eukaryota; Metazoa; Arthropoda; Insecta; Hymenoptera; Braconidae.
UUUUCUCUCACGCAGUUGGUCGACUUAAAAUUCAAUUAUUAUUUAUCUAUUUAUUAUUAUUAUUUAUGUAUAGAAAAAAUAAAAAAAAUUUACGUUAAAAUAACAUACGUCAAUAUAUUAUAAUUAAAAACAUCAGAGACAUUUAAUAAACAAAAAAAAAAAAAUAAAGUGAGAUAAAAGUUAUAUUAUGUAGGUAUAUAUAUCAAUAAAAAAAUAAUAAUAAAUAAUUUUUUUUUGUUGAAUUUAAAUUAUGAUGAUGAAAAAGUGAAAACAUACAUUGGUCAUUUAAUUUUUUGAUAAAAAAAAAGUAAAAAUUAUUGUGAAUAGAAAAUUUUUAAAUAAAUUAAAUUAUUUGUUUUUAUUAGUUAAUAAUAUUUUUGUGUAAAAAAAGUGACCAUUCCAUGGCGAUAGUUGCGACGAGAAAAGAAGGAACUUGCUCCUGUCGCCGAGCUUCCUUGCCUUCUACGUCAUCGACGAGAGUUGUGUUUCCUCCACUUAUUCGGUGAAUGUAUACGCAAAUAAAUCGGCAUAUUAAAAAUAAUUUUUCUAUAAAAAAAAUCCAAGAGAUAACUAAGAUAGUAAAUCUAUAAAAAAAAAGUAAAUAACACAAAAUGAAUUAUUGAAAAUAAAUUUUUUCUUUGAUAACUAAGAAUAGAUAAAAAAAAAUUGAUAAAAAUAUAAAUAAAUAAUAAAAUUAAAAAUAAAUAAAUAGUGUUUUUUAAUAAAAAUAAAACACAAGUGAUUUAAAAAUAUAUGAGAAGAUAAAUUAAGAGUGUUAUAAAGAAAAAAAAAAAAAUAUACCUAUAUAUAUAAAUACACAUUUGCAUAUAUAUACUAUAUAUUUUUUUUAUAAAUAAUAAUAAAAAAAAUAAAGCCCAGAGGCAGGAGAACGCGGGACUUGAAACCGCGUCACCGCCCAUAUGUGAUGUGUCCAAGUGAAUGAGUAAUCAUGUACUGUCAGGACAAGAGCUCAACGGCAUCCAAGAGCAAAGAGGGUGGUACUGUGACGAUGAGAGAAAAAAAAGGUGGUGCAUUAAGCAGAGUUCAAAAAUUAAAAAAACGUCUUAGUCAUAGUUUUGGACGACUUUCCAUUUCAAAAGAAGAAGCUGAAGAUGUUGCUAAUCGAGGACCCUUACCAUACAAUGGUUUUUCCGAGGAGUUUCUCGAUCGUUUAGAAAGAAAUGGCAAUUUACCUGUAGAUAAAGAUAGACGAUACGCAAAAUCGAUAACAUCAACAUCUAUAUCACAUGUCUCAGACUGGGCCGGUGUUGGUGAUCAUGACAGAGUACAUCGACAAUUAUCAGUAUCAAGUGAUUCAAAAUUACUUGAUGAUGAUAUUAGAGAAGAAGCAAGAGUUAUACUACGGCCACGUAGACCACCAAGACCAAAAUCAGAAGUUUUUCUUGGACCAGAUCCAGCACCAAGAAGAACUAAAAGAUUUUCUGCAUUUGGGGGUGAUUCACCGUUUGGUAAAUCCGAGGGAUAUAUUAAAUUGGAACAAUUAGGUGAAGGUUCAUAUGCCACUGUGUUCAAAGGUUACAGUCAUCUUGCUGAACAAAUUGUUGCACUAAAAGAAAUAAGAUUACAAGAAGAAGAAGGUGCACCAUUUACUGCCAUACGUGAAGCAAGUUUAUUGAAAGAAUUAAAACACAGUAAUAUUGUAACAUUACAUGACAUUAUACAUACACGUGAAACAUUGACAUUUGUAUUUGAAUUUGUUCAUACUGAUCUUUCACAAUAUAUGGAAAGAUAUGGAAGUGGUGGAGGUGGUUUGGAUCCAAGAAAUGUUAAAUUAUUUUUAUUUCAAUUAUUACGAGGACUGGCCUACUGCCAUCGCAGAAAAGUUCUUCAUCGUGAUGUUAAACCACAAAAUCUUUUAAUUAGUGAAUUAGGCGAAUUAAAAUUAGCUGAUUUUGGUUUAGCAAGAGCAAAAUCAGUACCAUCACAUACGUAUUCACAUGAAGUUGUAACAUUAUGGUAUAGACCACCAGAUGUAUUACUUGGUUCAACUGAAUAUUCAACAUCACUUGAUAUGUGGGGUGUUGGUUGUAUAUUUGUUGAAAUGUUAACUGGUGUACCAACAUUUCCAGGUGUACGUUGUACAUAUGAUCAACUUGAUAAAAUAUUUAAAAUAUUAGGUACACCAACUGAUGAUACAUGGCCUGGUGUAACAAGAUUACCUGGCUAUAAACCACAUCGUUUUGCAUUAUAUCCAAUGAAAAAAUUAGGCUUAUCAUUUCCAAGAUUAUAUGAUAUUGCUGAGGGUGAUAGUAUGGCUUGUGCAUUACUUCAACUUAAUCCUGAUAAUAGAAUUGAUGCUGAAGAAGCAUUGAAACAUUCAUAUUUUUCAACAUUACCUAAAAAACUUUAUGAACUACCUGAUGAGGUAUCGAUAUUUACGGUCGAAGGAAUAUUCCUGUUCACUGAAUCUCGACAGACAUUCGCAGAUUCACGUCACACAACACUCAAGACCUGAGGUCGAGCGUAACAACGUUUAAAAAGAAAAUAAUAAAUAAAUAAAUAAAAAAUAGAUGAAUUACUUUAGUGGUAAUAAUAAAAAUAUAUAUAUACAUAUAUAUUGAACAAAUUUAAAUUGAGCUCAGCUGGGAAACAAGUGAAAAAGAGAAAGAAAGCUGAAACGCCGGAUACAAUGCAAAAUAAUGUUCCAUUCAUUCUCACGAGUGUCAUUGAAAUCAUUUUAUUCUAUUUUUUUUUUUUUUUUUUUCUAACAAAUAAUAAAGAACAAUGAUAAAACUCGUUAAUCUCUUAUUUACGUGAGAAUAUUGUAAAAAAAAAUUUUUAUUAUUCGAUUAUUAUAUUGUUUUUUUAAUUUUAAUUUUUAUUAUAUAUUAUUUCUAUUGAAAAAGUGCAACGUUUACAAGUUUUUUAAUUGUGUUGUUUUUUUUUUUAUAUCAAAAAUAAUCUUGAUGAUUAGAAAUUAAAUUUAUUUAAAAAAAAAAAAUUGAUUUUAGAAAAUAUUUCAUAUGCAUUUUUAAAAGCACGCUGAAUUUAGUGAAAACUUAAAAAAUGCAAAAGCACGCAGUCCCAUCCUUGCACUUCGUCCAAAUAUUAGAUAGUAGACUGAAUAUCAAUCAAAAGAGAUUUAAUUGAAAAAGAUAAUAACAAAAAAUGCAAAAUAGAAAUUAAAAAAAAUUUUUUAAAUAAAAAAAUUAAUGUCACUUGAAAUUGUACUUGUCGAUUAAAAAUUUUACAAUUUAAAAAUAAAGAAAAAACAAAAAACAAUUUCAAGAUGACAAAAAAUUAAAUGUAGUUAAUAAAAAAAAAUAAUAAUAAUAAAUUGAUAACAAUAUUGUUAUCAGCAAAGAGAUUGUCAUCAUUAGGAAAAGUAAUAAUAAUAAAAAAAAUUUGUUGAAUAAAUAAAUGGAAGAUCUGUAGCGUUCAAAAUUCAAAUAGAAAAAAAAAUUUUUUUUCGGUGAUAAAAUCAGACUCUACUCAUAAAUAACCGU